GUUGCUACAGACAUACGCGAAACAAUAACAAUUGGUGUUACUUUCACUAACCCUCUGAGAGAGUGACUGUUACAUGUUCCGUCCAUCAAGCUUUUAAGGAAAUUGGGAAAGGCAUAUAACGUGCUCUGUGCACGUCAGGUUUGACACGAUUUGAAACCCUUUAAAGUUGAAUCUACUUUUUUUUCUACAGUAGCUGUGCAGGAGUGGCAAGAGCCUAAAGCAGCUAUUCAUAUCAGAUUUCAACCAAACCAGCUGGGAGAGAGAGAGCGGAGAGAGCGAGUGUCUGUCAUUAUCUUUCCCUUUCCGAUCCAGGAAAGCUUAGGGAGAGAGAAAAUAGAGGGAGAGAGAGAGGGUGAGAGAGGAGGAGAGAGAGGGAUCCAAAGGAAUUUCUAAGGAUAUUUCUUCUGUUGCCGUGAAAAAAAAGUGUUGGUCAGUUGGGGGCGAGGCGAAGAGCGCGGUCAAGGAUGGACGAGCAGCCUCGGUUGAUGCACUCCCACGGCGUGGGAAUGGCCCGACACCCCGGCAUGGCGCAAAAUAUGCAGGAUGGCACAGGAGGGACGGACGGAGAUGGAAGAAAGCAGGACAUUGGAGACAUAUUACAGCAAAUAAUGACAAUCACAGACCAAAGCCUGGACGAAGCGCAGGCCAGGAAACAUGCACUGAACUGUCACAGGAUGAAACCGGCUCUCUUCAACGUCUUGUGUGAUAUAAAAGAGAAAACAGUGCUCAGUAUCCGUGGCACCCAGGAGGACGAUGCUCCAGAUGCCCAGCUCAUGCGAUUGGACAACAUGCUGCUGGCGGAGGGCGUGUCCGGACCAGAGAAAGGGGGCGGGUCUGCAGCAGCAGCAGCAGCGGCCGCAGCAGCGGGAGGAGGGGUGGGCCAGGACAACUCAACAGAACACUCAGACUACCGGGCCAAGCUGACUCAGAUCCGCGGGAUCUACCACACAGAGCUGGAGAAGUAUGAACAGGCAUGUAACGAGUUUACCACCCAUGUGAUGAACCUGCUGAGGGAGCAGAGUCGCACACGGCCCAUCUCACCCAAAGAGAUCGAGCGUAUGGUGGGCAUCAUCCACCGCAAGUUCAGCUCCAUCCAGAUGCAGCUCAAACAGAGCACCUGCGAGGCCGUCAUGAUCCUACGCUCACGCUUCCUCGACGCCAGACGAAAGAGAAGAAACUUCAACAAGCAGGCAACAGAGAUCCUAAAUGAAUAUUUCUACUCCCACCUGUCCAACCCCUACCCCAGUGAGGAGGCCAAGGAAGAGCUGGGCAAGAAGUGCUCCAUCACAGUGUCACAGGUAUCGAACUGGUUUGGAAACAAGAGGAUCCGAUACAAGAAAAACAUUGGCAAGUUCCAAGAGGAAGCCAACAUGUACGCCGCGAAGACAGCUGUCAGUGCAACCAAUGUAUCAGCCCAUGGCAGCCAGGCCAACUCCCCCUCCACCCCCAACUCUGCAGGUUCUGCUGGCUCUUUUAACAUGUCAAACUCCGGAGACUUGUUCAUGAGUGUGCAGGCUCUGAAUGGGGACUCAUACCAGGGGGCUGGGGUAGGGGCCAACGUUCAGUCCCAGGUAGGAUCCUCGCAGAAACUAGUGGAUACUCUUCGCCAUGUUAUCAGCCAGACAGGAGGAUACAGUGACAGUCUCGCCGCCAGCCAGAUGUACAGUCCACAGGGCAUCAACACAAAUGGUGGAUGGCAGGAUGCUCCGACCCCCUCGUCAGUGACCUCGCCCAUAGAAGGACCUGGAAGUGUCCACUCGGAUACCUCCAACUGAUUAUUUGACCCUCCACACACACCAUCACCACAACCCAACGAUGAACUGGCAGAGCCAAUCACAGUCCUAAACAUAGCGGCAUACUACACAGUGUCCUGUAGAUUUCAGGGGUGCUGUGAAAACCAUAACUAUAGCAACCUUUCCUCAGCUACAGUACUACGGGACAUUUGAGAUGCAUACAUACAGUAAUAGGAAUUUCAAAGCAAAAAUCUAAACGAUACAAAAAUUCUUAAUACAAAUGUUUGUACAGAUUUCACAGGAUAUUCAGAGGGCUGGAUUGCUUACUUACCUGUGAUGGGUUUACUCAUAUUGAUGAUAUUAAGUGAUAAAAUAAAUUUAGACAACCAAACCUGUAUACUUCAAUUCAAAUGCUUAAUUCUACCUCUCAGCGACUAAAAAGUAAACAAAUAUGAAAGAGCAUUAUUUGUUUUCUAAAACAUGAACUUUGUCAUUGUAAGGAAGAAGCACUUCGCCAUUCUUUGUUUUGCGGUCCCUCCUCACUGGGCACAUACUGGUUGAAUCAACAUUGUUUCCACAUCAUUUCAAGGAAAUUACGUUGAACCAAUGUGGAACCGACGUUGAACUAACAUCUGUGCCCAGUGGGUCGCCUAUUCGAUGGUACGCCAUAUAGGCUUUUAAUGUUGCUCCCCUGUUUACAGUGUGUGCUUGAUGAACUGUGUUCGCUUUACCCUCUCCCACAGGGAAAUAACCAAGAAGACUUAGAACUUGAUUUACUAAAUGUUUUUGUAUUAGUUUCUCCGUAGAGGACUUUUAGGGAAAGCAGGUCAGCCUAGUGAACUCUGAGGACCCUUCACCCUGACUAGCAGGUCUUCAAUCUGGGUGGAAGGCAUUAGAAAAGGAAAACAUGCUGGUACGAGAAUGCUCAUUGGCGAAUCUAAAGGAUUUAAUGGAAAUUGAAUAUACAUUGUAGAUGUGUGUCUUCCUGAUUUAUAAACUUCUGCCCCAUGACCCCUUUGAUAAGAACGCAGGAGAUCUGUGGGCCCACAAGCACUCAUAGGGCUCUGUUCUGAUAUCCAUACUAGCGUGCCACUUAGUCUUGCUAACACCAGGCUCUCGACGUCACAGCACGUGGGUCGCUUGUCAGCCAGGCUACGCACCACUUAGAAUGCAUGCCCAAUACAUGCUUCAUUCUAAGUAUGCUAGUGUGGAUAUUGGGAAAAAGCUACAGAGUAUGUGCUGUUGAUUGUCUGAGGGCCUGAGGAAAGCCUUCCUUUUUAACAACCACCUCAUUGAGUAUCAGUGUCUCAUCAGAGGUAAACGUGUGAAGUUACAGUUAUGUCAUGUGUAAAAGGAGAAAAAAAGGAAAUAAACACCUGUCAUCAACAACCCAGACGAGUUUGAAUCACAUCAUUCAUUCCAGUGAGAAUAAACUAAACAAAAGAACACAUCGUCUCAAUCUGAAAGUCAUUUGGAAUCACUUCCUGUGUCUGAUUGUUUUGGAGCCUAUGGGGGCCAAUAAGAGCAGACAUUUCCUCGUUCGCUGUCUCACUUCAAAUUCAUUCGGUUUUUUAGUCGCCAAAUGCUACUGUUAACCAAAACUCUUAUAUUUGUUGAUCUAUUGGUUUUUUUAGAGGUCGUAACCCAUCUAGCUACAUUCACUCAUAUACUUAUAUAUUAGAUUUCUCACUUUACCUUUUGCCAACUGUCCCAAUUCUGGUGCAGCAAUCCUAACUGAGGGAAAAUGAAAUCGAUAACCAUCUGAACAAUGCUGCCUAAUCGAAAAGCCAUUGUAGAAGAAAACCUUUCUGGAGAAAAUCUCUGUCAAUGAUCUGUGUAGUAAACAGUUUGUUUUUGAGUACAUGGAAUCAGAUUGUAGUUAAACAGGGAAGUCGUUACGUUAAUAUGGUUCAGUUACUCCUAGCUCCGCUGAUGCAGGUAACACCAGGACUGAACUUACAGUAGCCGUGAUGCGCAGGUCAUGAGAUGCUUUUUUACCCCGUGACAUAGCUCAGAAGAUACAUUGUUUUCCUGUGAUUCAGUGUUCAUUGUUCAGCCACUGUUCCAAGGCACUCUCCUGCAAUGGAACUAUAUUGUUCUUUAUACCCAGAGUUGAUUUCUGUUUCUCUUCUUUUUUUUUGCCAUUUGAAUUUCUAUUACAAAAUGUUACAGUAUAUGGCAGCAUUCUUUCUUUCGCCGUAUCAAGAAUGUCACCUGUGUCCUUGCUGUUCCCUUCUUAAAUUGACUUCUAUCAGUCCUCAGAAUUCAUGAGCAUUUUGAAUGUUGUGCCAAAAGGUCUGUAAUGUCCAUAGCAAAACUAGAGAUGUGAAAAUUCCUUCAGACAAACAAAGAUGUUUGGACAUUUGAUAUACUUGUCCUUAUGUUGUGUGGACUAUAGUUAUUCUUUAGUAUUUGGUUAUUUACUUUUUAUAGUGUGCUAUUGUAUUUCAUGGUUCCCAUUUUAUUGUCAAUUAGCUCUCUCCUGAUGUGAUUCUGUGAACAUUGCCACAUUGUACUUGACUUUCUUUGUGGAACCAUCAUUUCUACAGUUUCAACAUUAAACUUAUUAUACUACUAUAUAAUACAUCAAGACAAAACAAUGGCAUUUUAUUAUUGAAUAUUUGUGCGAGAAAACAAGAAUAAUAUACUGAUAUUUGCCAGUUUUGCAAAAUGUUAUAGUUUUUUUUUAAUGUGAUAUGGAUUUUAAUGCACCAAUUGUAAAUUCAGCUUCCCAAACAAUGUACUAACAAGUUCAAAAAAGCUCACUUGCCAUGUCCCCUCUAAUUAAUUGAUUUGUUGUGCCAAAGUAGAAGUAUGCAUAAUUUAUUCAUUUUGGAAUAACUCUCAAUAAAACUGUCUGUAACUCCCGUA
Molecule: messenger RNA, 4604 nt
Organism: Oncorhynchus kisutch (coho salmon)
Lineage: Eukaryota; Metazoa; Chordata; Actinopteri; Salmoniformes; Salmonidae
Product: pre-B-cell leukemia transcription factor 1
Exons: 9
Coding region: 465-1775 (436 amino acids)
Biological process (GO): regulation of DNA-templated transcription
Cellular component (GO): nucleus
Molecular function (GO): DNA binding; DNA-binding transcription factor activity
Source: RefSeq, a predicted model, not a curated record